This is a messenger RNA of Rhizoctonia solani, 1074 nucleotides long. RefSeq names its product tungstate-binding protein. The record is from RefSeq and is a predicted model, not a curated record. The transcript has 6 exons. The coding region runs from base 1 to 1074 and encodes 357 amino acids. Lineage: Eukaryota; Fungi; Basidiomycota; Agaricomycetes; Cantharellales; Ceratobasidiaceae.
AUGGUUGCAGCUUCCCUUGUCCUUGCCCUUGGCUCUGGUCUAGCAGCAGCCGCUCUUCCCUCUCGACGCCAAUCGACGGGAAAUUCAACGGAAUGUACUACUGGAAGCUCUAUAGCGCCCUCGGGUGUAUAUUAUGGUGUUGGGAAGAACGCGACCGACGGAGUUCCCGUGCGACUACGGAUCAGUAAUGGGGGUGCCGGGCUCUCCGGUCUGGUCGGUGCGCUGGCCAACGCCUUCAUUACUUACAAGGUAGACCAAAACAAGACCGAAGGCCCUUUUGCAGUUGCAUGGGUAAGAGGCGAUACGACUGAGACAAUCAAAUAUCUAGGGAAUGGAGAGGCGGACGUUGGGAUUACAUAUAACAAGGCUGCGGAGUGCCAGGCAGUAUCAGAUGGUGUGGCCGCUCGUCGGGUCUAUGGGUUUAGAGAUCACUUCUACCUCGCUGGCCCGCCCUCUAACCCGGCUGGCCUGCAGGAAUUCAAGUCAGGUGCACAAAACGAGAAUAUUUUGACCCAGUUUCAGAAGAUUGUGAGGACAGGAAACAACGAUACUUUGGUUCCUCCCACUCGUUUCUUGACGCGUUACGAUAAAUCGGCCACGAAUAUUAAAGAUUCUGAGCUAUUUAUUGCAGUUGGCCAAGUCCCUUGGGCAUAUGCUUACUCUAAGUGGUACCAUCAAUAUGUUGCAUAUCCGAUUGAUGCACUUAUAGCUGCUGCGAAGCUAGGCGAAUAUACAAUUACCGACCGAGGUACUUGGCUUUCAACUCCAGUCAACGUUACGAGUCAGUUGGUGCGCUACAACGAAGGCCAAGACGACCCAGCCCAAAGUGCCGCAGGCCAACCAGAAGGCCCAGAAGACCUUCUUCUUAACCCCGCAUUUUUCCUUACUGGUACCAAAGUUUGUGAGGGAAAUAAGCAACUUGCGGAUGAUUUCCUCACCUGGGUGGUCAGUGAGGAUGGUCAAAAGGUUAUUGAAGAUUUCAGAGGAACAGCUUCCCCUACCGAAUGGCUUUAUACCCGUGCACCCACUCGCAACGAUCUAAAAAUCCAAAACUGCAGCAUCACAGGUGCCUGA